AUGCAGACGCCAAUUGGCCGCAAACCGGCCUUCAUGAGCAAGUUGUAUCUUGCGAUUGUGCCGAUAAUUCUGUCGACUCUGCUGCUCAGCGAUGCGCUGGCAAGCAAGGCCGCCUUGGUCGCCUUCCAAAGAGACCCCUCUUCAAGCAGAGGAUCAAGGCGAUCGUCCAGGAGAGAUGGGCAGUCAUCUAGGAGAUCUGCAGAUGGUGAAUCCGAGGCACCAGAACGUGUUUUAGGUCGAUCAUCUUCAAAGGCCUCUUCGCAGACACCAUGGACCAAAUACAUGCAGAGGUUUGACAUUCCUAGGGUACAUGGAUCGGGAAUUUUUGUCGACCUCGGUGGAUCUGAAACAGUGAAUAGAAAGAGCUAUCGUAUGCCCAUCGGAAAGUGUCCUGUAAUGGGCAAAGUUAUUGAACUUGCCAAUGGAGCCGACUACCUGGAUCCCAUUUCCUCGGAAGACCCCAGUUACAGGGGUUUGGCCUUUCCCGAAACUGCUGUCGAAAACCCUGCUACUACUACAACUGCUCCUAGGGGAAGAUCGCGCAGCCAACCAAGCAGCGUGCAGCUCUCUCCAGUUGCAGCUUCCGAUUUACGCCGAUGGGGGUACACAGGUAACGAUGUUGCAAACUGUGCAGAGUACGCAAGUAACAUUGUACCCAAUUCAGACAAGCUAACUAAGUACAGGUAUCCCUUCGUCUUUGACGGCAACGAAGAGAUGUGUUAUAUCCUCUUCUCAGCUAUGCAGUAUAACCAGGGUAGCAGGUACUGCGACAACGACGGUUCCGCAGAUGAAGGUUCCAGCUCACUGCUUUGUAUGAGGCCGUACAAGAGCACUGAAGAUGCAAAUUUGUACUAUGGUUCUGCCCGACUUGACCACGACUGGGAGGAAAAUUGCCCGAUGCAUCCUGUCAGGGAUGCUCUGUUCGGUAAGUGGGUAUCUGGAUCCUGCGUGGCGUUGACACCAGCGUUCCAAGAAUACGUCAACACUUUCGAAGAAUGUUCGGCAUUGUUAUUCGAGAACUCUUCCACUGAUAUCGACAUUAAUGUCAACAGGGAGAAUUAUAACGAACUUGACGAGCUCUACUCCGGAAUCAAAAGAUUGGAUCUCAGCAGGAUUGCCACGGCACUUUUCUCGCCAUUGGCAACGACUGGUGGUACGUCGACCGCUUCCAGGGGUGUAGGAAUGAACUGGGCAAAUUACGAUAGUGACAGCGGUUUGUGUCGCAUCCUUAAUGAAAUUCCAAACUGUCUCAUCAUUAGCGCUGGAAGUAUGGCGUUGACUGCCAUAGGUUCACCGCUGGAAAAGGAUGCCAUUGACUUCCCUUGCAACAUCGACACAAACGGUUACAUCGAACCGAGAACAAGGUCAAUUAACAAAUAUUCCGACGCGCCUUUCGAGGUUUCUACUGCGUUGAGCACUAAAACUCUGAAGUGCUCAGGCUACAUCCACUCGAAGUACUCAGACAGCUGUGGUACAUACUACUACUGUUCCGACGAGAAGCCAGGAUACUUUAGACGCUUCUUGCAGAUGUUGGGAUUGCAUACCACCAAGCGCGUAAUAAUCGCCGGAACAGUUUCGUUGGUGACCAUUGGUCUCAUAUACUGGAUUUGCCAUCGAUUCUUCAGGGCCAAGGAAACCACCAAACACUACGAUGCCUACAUGGGCAACUACGAAUACGAUGAUCCGUCUGACGUCAACAACGAAGCGGAGCAAAGACUCUCAUCUGACGCCUAUAUCUGGGGAGAGGCGACAUCUAGACCCAGCGAUGUUACCCCGGUACACCUCACGAAAAUCGGAUGA
Messenger RNA from Babesia sp. Xinjiang, 1800 nucleotides. RefSeq names its product Merozoite receptor PK66. Gene Ontology annotation, cellular component: membrane. The transcript has a single exon. The coding region runs from base 1 to 1800 and encodes 599 amino acids. NCBI's taxonomy places the organism in Eukaryota, Apicomplexa, Aconoidasida, Piroplasmida, Babesiidae. The record is from RefSeq and is a predicted model, not a curated record.